AGGUCCCAGUCUGCGUUCUCCAUCACUGGAGAAGAUUCCCUGAAGACCUCUUCACUGCAGGCCGCAGCGAGGCAGCUGAGGGACGGGGGCCAGCACCCAAGGGAGGAACCCGCUUUGCCCAGUUGGAGGAGCAUGGACAGGCUGGACAAGACAAACCUGGCCCCAGUGUUGCAGAGCCCCGACGGAAAUUGGGUAGCCCUGAAGGAUGGCACUCUGCCCCCCACCCGCCUGCUGGCCAAACCUAAGAGCGGGACCUUUCAAGCCCUGGAGGUGGCCUCCAGUGUGGCGUCUGCCUAUGAUGAGAUGGGCUCCGACAGUGAGGAGGACUUUGACUGGAGUGAGGCCUUGAGCAAGCUGUGCCCGCAGUCCCGGGGCCUGCCCAGUAACCCUCAGCCUCAGCCCAUGCAGGCACAGGGUUCCGACCAAGGCCCCUCAGCGGCCUCCCCCUCCUCCGGGCUCUCUCUCAACCCCGAGGCCAUGUGCUCUGACUCAGAGACCUCCUCAGCGGGUUCCUCCCGGGCCAGACUGCCCUGUUUGCAGAGGAAGGCUCCCAGGAACUCCGCAGCUGAGAAAAUGCGCCUUCAGGGAGAGCUGGAUGUGAACUUCAACCCCCAGGCGGCCAGCGGGGAGACUUCUGACAGCAGCGAGCCGGAGCAGGCCCCCCACGCCACAGACCGGCGGGCCAGGAGGUGGAGAAGGGCCCGAGUGGGCUUAGAGGAGCCAGGGAAGAAACCGUCUGCCCCCAGCACCCAUCCCCAGGAUCUGGACCCACAUCAGGUGUCGGGUGAUUUAUCAGAGACUGACAUCAGCAAUGAGGUUCGACACCCCUGGACCCCUACAGAAACCACGGAGGAAAAACUGAGAAACAGGUUGUACGAGUUAGCAAGGAAAAUGAGUGAAAAGGAGACUUCUUCAGGGGAGGAUCAGGAGUCCGAGCCCAAGACAGAAUCUGAGAACCAGAAGGAGAGCCUGUCCUCCGAAGAGAAUAGCCAGAGUGUCCAGGAAGAGCUGAAGAAGAAGUAUUCUGCUGUUUCUCUCUGCAACAUCUCCACAGAAGUCCUGAAAGUCAUCAAUGCCACAGAGGAGUUGAUAGCAGAGUCUACAGGGCCCUGGGAGUUCCCGCCAGUCCCUUCUGACAGAGAGAAGGGGACAUUUCCUCUUGGGACAGACCAAGUGAGACUGGAUGAGCAGCUGACUUCCCUGGAAGAAAAC
This is a messenger RNA of Galeopterus variegatus (Sunda flying lemur), 1212 nucleotides long. RefSeq names its product rab effector MyRIP-like. The transcript is spliced from 4 exons. The record is from RefSeq and is a predicted model, not a curated record. NCBI's taxonomy places the organism in Eukaryota, Metazoa, Chordata, Mammalia, Dermoptera, Cynocephalidae. Gene Ontology annotation, molecular function: actin binding; myosin binding. The annotation marks the transcript as partial. Gene Ontology annotation, cellular component: cortical actin cytoskeleton.